This is a messenger RNA of Papaver somniferum (opium poppy), 456 nucleotides long. RefSeq lists its product as uncharacterized. The transcript has a single exon. Bases 1 to 456 code for a protein of 151 amino acids. The record is from RefSeq and is a predicted model, not a curated record. NCBI's taxonomy places the organism in Eukaryota, Viridiplantae, Streptophyta, Magnoliopsida, Ranunculales, Papaveraceae.
AUGUGUGGAGCUAAUAAGGCACUAGGUCCUGAUGGGUAUAAUCUGGAGUUCUAUAAGGCUUGUUGGAGUAUAUUGAAGGAGGAUGUUAUGUAUGCUAUCAAUGAGUUUUAUGUUAAAGGAAGACUGGAUUGGAGGUUGAACAUGUCUUUCUUAAAAGUUAUCCCAAUGAAAGAAGACUCAGCAAAAGUUAAGGAUUUCAUGCCUUUAAGUUUAAUAAGUAGCUUUUAUAACAUUUUAUCUAAAUUGCUAGAUGAACUACUUAAGGUGGUGAUUCCUGGGUUGAUUUCUAAUGCUCAAGGUGCUUUUGUUAAGGAUAAGCAGAUUCUAGAUGGCAUCUUAAUUGCCAAUGAGUGUGUAGAUAGCAGAUUGAGACAAAAACUUCCUGGUAUUAUGUGCAAGAUAGAUAUGGAGAAAGCCUUUGAAAAUGUCAGAUGGCCAUAUCUAUGCUCAUACUAA